AUGGCCAAGCAAUCCUCCAAGCAGCCCUCCUCUUCCAAGUCGAAGGGCUCCAGCAACAAGAAGUCCAGCGGGCAGAGCUCCUCCUCAAGCACCGUCCCCGUGAACCGCUCGUGGCAGAACCAGUCGCUCGAUCGGAGCCAGACGGGAGCGGGCGGCAGCGACAGCUACGGCGUCGGCAGAUGGCUGACGGAACCGUCUUGGCAGGAGCCGUUCAACGCCAUCGCCGAGGUGCCGGCGGCCGGAUCGGCAGCGGGGUGCGUUGGCGGGCGUCAGGGGUCGGGCGCAUCGGCAACGUACGCCACGUCCCGGACGCAGCAGCAGCAGCAACAGCAGCAGCAGCAGCGCUGA
Molecule: messenger RNA, 348 nt
Organism: Colletotrichum higginsianum IMI 349063
Lineage: Eukaryota; Fungi; Ascomycota; Sordariomycetes; Glomerellales; Glomerellaceae
Exons: 2
Coding region: 1-348 (115 amino acids)
Source: RefSeq, a predicted model, not a curated record